This is a messenger RNA of Tribolium castaneum (red flour beetle), 714 nucleotides long. RefSeq lists its product as uncharacterized. NCBI's taxonomy places the organism in Eukaryota, Metazoa, Arthropoda, Insecta, Coleoptera, Tenebrionidae. The transcript is spliced from 2 exons. The record is from RefSeq and is a predicted model, not a curated record. Bases 1 to 714 code for a protein of 237 amino acids.
AUGGAAAACAACAGGAACACCGGAAACGCCGGAGCCCCACCGCAAGAAAUGCCGACGUGGUUCGUUCGUUGGUUAAACUCCCAACAACCAAGGAAUGCGCCAAACUUCGCGGCGCCAUCGACGUCGACAGCGGUUCAAAGACCGCUAGCCGUCCUUCAGCGACGGGACGACUUCGCCAGAACCCGACCCGGAAAUUCCGGUAGCUCCGGAACCAGCCCCUCUUGCGAGCCCUUUUGUGCAAGAGCCGGGAAGUUCGACCACAUCAGCGACUUCGGGAGCAGUGAUGGCCUCACCACCUAUGCCAAUCACAACAGACAAUGUGACCGCGUAUUAGAGAAAAUCUGUACCACCACGGAUGCUGCCGAAUUCCUGGCAACUCAAGAAAUUCCAGGGCAAAAUCCGGGAGAGAAAACCAACAUCGCUCCCAGGGAACGACCCCGCGCAACAGACCACCAGUUGCGUAACGAGCCAAAGCGCCCGCGGCCAAACAUUGACCGCCACGAAGUAACUCGUCCUGCGGCUCCUGCAAAUCGUGGAAAUGGUUUCCAAAAACGCUCAAGUGACAACCAACAAUGGCGCAACAACCAACCCAGCACCAGCAACAACCGUUGGCACAACAACAACGGAAACAACAGCAACAAUCACUGGCGCAAAAACAACCCCAACGACAACAACAACAACACAAGUUCGAGAGCGCAGGGUGAAACAUCAUGA